GAACUUACGCAUCCCGAGAGAAGUUGAGCAGUGGGGUCGCAAGUGUGUGUGCGUGUUCUUUUAUGAAAUUUAGAACAGAGCCGCGUGCGUUAACCUGCACAGCAGCCCCCCUUUGUUAAUCCACUGCCUGCUGUGGACGAAGGCGUCGCACGUGUGAGUUUGCAUGACCAUACUUCACCAUGCUGGUCGGUGCGGGUUGAUGGAGGUGGAGGGGAGGACGCAUUGACCGGACUAGGGUGUGUGUGUGUGUGUGGGACACACGAUGCCAUGAGCCUGCCCGGCGCCGUGGUGUUGAUCAUCGGAAUCGCUAUCUGGUGGAUGUCGCGCGUGGUGCUGCUGGUGGUGGCCACUGGAGGAGGAGGACGAGGAAGAGACUUCACGGCACAGGACAUCGUUCAGCUUUAUCCAGCCACAACCCCAUUUCCUGGUGGCUUCAAAUGCUUCACGUGUGAAGAUGCCCGUGACAAUUACGAUUGCAAUCGCUGGGCCCCGGAUGUCUUCUGCCCACGAGGCUCGCGCUACUGCUACACGCGCCACCUCAUGGACGGGCUCGGCGCCAGCGAGUCGGUCACCAAGCGUUGUGUGGCCGUGCGUGACUGCGUCGGGGCCACGGGGUGCCGGACGCUCGCCGACGCGCGCCGCACGGAGUGCGUUUCGUGCUGCGAAGGAAACAUUUGCAACCUCCCCGUCCCACGCAACCACUCGGACGCGGUCUUCUCCACCGAGAUUCCCGUGUGGCCGUCUGGAGCUUCGUCGUGUCACUCGGCACGCUGGCCGGUGCUCUGCGCGCUCCUCAGUGCGCUGAUGCUGCCAGCGUGAGGAUUGGCACACCACGCUGGCCGGAACUGCUGAUACUGCCAGCGAGAGGACCGGCACCACGCUGGCCGGUGCUGCCGCCGACGCUGACAGCGUAAAGACUGGCACCACGCUGGUGCCCAACGUGAGGCGUACGCAUGCAAGGGCCAGCGGCGGGACGAUGGACAAAACCGAUUGGGCGUUCGGGGAGCAAGAGGCCGACGGCGAUGUGGCGUUCUCGCUCAUCCGGGGCCACGUGCUGCAAGUUGCCGUUUUGCUGGUGUGACUUUACGACGCGCACGCAACAACAGCCCUUUACCGCUCCACUGCCGGAUGGCAGCCCGUUCAAGCUAAGCAUCUCUUUUUGUUUUAAACCCAACAUCAAUGCUCAGAAAGAUCAAAACAUUACGUAAAAAAAAAAACAUGAAACCAAUACACAAUAAUUUGAAUAGGAAACUUUAAUCAGAAUACUUAUUUAUACUGGAGGAAUCCGAUGAGCUAUCAAAC
Molecule: messenger RNA, 1302 nt
Organism: Petromyzon marinus (sea lamprey)
Lineage: Eukaryota; Metazoa; Chordata; Hyperoartia; Petromyzontiformes; Petromyzontidae
Source: RefSeq, a predicted model, not a curated record